Messenger RNA from Candidula unifasciata, 1619 nucleotides. Lineage: Eukaryota; Metazoa; Mollusca; Gastropoda; Stylommatophora; Geomitridae. The record is from the annotation of a GenBank genome assembly.
AUGAAGUUCGACGAGAUUCUCGUGCAUGUCGGGGAAUUCGGUCCCUACCAGAAGCGAAUCUAUUUCCUGCUGUGUCUGCCGGCGCUUCUGUGUGGGGCCCAAUUCAUGAGCAUCGUCUUCACCAUGGCAACGCCCUUGCACAGAUGCCAGAUUCCAGGCUAUGAGAACGACACAUACGAGAUAGAGAGCAACUACCAUGCUCUGUUGAUAGAGUUGACCAUCCCGAUGUUAGACCAGGAAUCUGAGCCUACUUACUCCGAGUGCCACGUGUACUCCGACCUUAACAGUUCUCGGAUAUUACAUCCUAACGACGGUGACAGCUGGCUGAAUACGACAUUGACACCGGAACGUGAACUUCAACCUUGCUCUAGCUGGGUCUAUGACCAAACAGAAUUUGUGGACACGGCUGUGUCAGAGUUCAACAUUGUCUGCGGAGACAAGAUCUACAAGUCGCAUGGCAACAUGAUCAUGUUCGCUGGAGCUCUGUUUGGCUGCAUCUCUAUGGGCCUGGUCGCCGACUUAACGGGAUUAUGCUGUCCUCUGAUGAUCCAGUUUGUGACGUCACUGGCGGUGUUUUUAUCUUCAUCAUACCAGUUCAUGGUGGCGUUCCGAGCGGUGGCUGGGAUUGCUUCCUACAGCUUGUUUGCCAUCAGCGCAUCAAUGGGGAUCGAACUUGUGGGCCCCAGCAAGCGGACAUUCACCGGAGUGGUGGUGGAGCUCUACUGGGCUGUUGGUGUUCUACUGACCCUUCCUAUCGCUUACUUCAUUAGGGAGUGGAGGUACAUCCAGCUGACCCUGUGUCUGCUCACAGUCCCACUCUUCUCCCUCUGGUGGCUAAUCCCAGAAUCACCGCGUUGGCUGUUGGACAAGAAACGGUUCGCUGAAACAGAGAAGAUUCUAGAAAAGAUCUGCCGCUCCAACAAGACUAAACUUCCAGCUGGCGCCAUCGACGACGACACAGCUGAUGAUGGACCUCAGGCCAAAAUCUGGUGUAUGUUCACUAAUCGUGUUCUUCUACUGCGGACGCUCAUCAUCUUUUUUAAUUGGCUGGCGAUCAAUCUCUUGUACUAUGGUUUGACCCUAAACGUAGAAAAUUUGGCCGGAUCCACAUACCUGAACUAUUUGUACGGCGGACUAGCAGAAAUUGUCGCAUACACGUUAUGUCUUUUCCUCCUGGACCGGACAGGACGUCGAAAGCUUCAUUGUUUAUGCAUGCUGACUGGUGGAAUUUCAUGUCUGGCCGUCAUUUUUCCCUUGCACCAGUGGCUGCGGACUGUUCUGGCAAUGAUCGGCAAGCUCUGUGCUUCCGGAAGCUACGCAAUAAUCUACAUCAUGUCUGCGGAGCUGUUCCCUACAAGUUGUCCGAAACUUGGCCAUCGGUUGCUGCUCCAUUCUGGAAAACGUCGGAGGCAUGUUGGCCCCUUAUGUCGCAGACAUGGUGAGUCUGUUGCAUUUCUGGCUGGUUAUGGGAUGCUCAUUGGAGGACCUUUUGCCUCAGGACUGCCUAUGUUGGUUUUUGGGGGUGUCAGCAUAAUCGCUGCAUUCUUAUCUUUGCUUCUGCCGGAGACGCUUCACAGAGCGCUACCCGAGACGAUCCAGGAUGCCAUAGAUUUUGACAA